CCUUCUCCUCUGCUGUGUGGCUCCUUGCUCUGGCCUCAACGAGCAUUACCCACCUCAAUAAUACACCGCUACUGUGGAUUUAUUUUGUACGGGGGAUAUAUCUGGAUACCACGCGCGGACAUGGAUUGAUUCCCGACACGUACGAGCGAAUCACAAACACACUGGAUUCAGAGAAUGAAGAUGCCUGAGGCGCGGAGUUAGAGCCCUCCACCAGAGAGCUUUUCCAGGGCUAGGGGCUGGACCCUGAGACCCCUGCCUGAGUCUGAACUAUGGGGGAUGGAGGCGCCGGUGCAGCUGGAGGAGACGGGGUGAACAAGUCCCAUGUUCUGUUCGACAAGUUCGUCCAGGGCACCACGUGUAAAGGCACGCUCAAGGCCUUCCAGGAGCUGUGCGACCACCUCGAGGUCAAGCCCUGCGAGUACAGGGUCUUCUAUCACAAGCUCAAGUCCAAACUCAACUACUGGAAGGCCAAGGCGCUCUGGGCAAAGUUGGACAAGCGGGCCUGCCAGAAGGAGUACAAGAAGGGCCGUGUCUGUGCCAACUCAAAGUGUCUGAUCAUUGGUGCGGGGCCAUGCGGCUUACGUACAGCUAUCGAGCUGGGUUUCCUUGGGGCCAAAGUGGUGCUGCUGGAGAAGAGAGACGCCUUCUCUCGGAACAAUGUGCUGCACCUCUGGCCCUUCACCAUCCAGGACCUCAGGGGCCUCGGGGCCAAGAAGUUCUACGGAAAGUUCUGCGCUGGUGCUAUCGAUCAUAUCAGUAUUCGUCAGCUACAGUUGAUUCUGCUCAAAGUGGCUCUCCUGCUGGGCAUCGAGAUCCAUGUCAACGUUGAGUUCAAGGGUCUUAUUGAGCCCCCAGAAGAUCAAGAGACUGAAAGGAUAGGCUGGAGGGCUGAGGUCCACCCCAGGACACACCCUGUCAACGAGCUGGAGUUUGAUGUCAUCGUCGGGGCAGAUGGAAGGAGAAACACGCUACCAGGGUUUCGGCGUAAGGAGUUCAGAGGAAAGCUUGCCAUCGCCAUCACCGCUAACUUCAUCAACAGGAACACGUCGGCGGAGGCAAAGGUUGAGGAGAUCAGCGGGGUCGCCUUCAUCUUCAACCAGAAGUUCUUUCAAGACCUCAGAGAAGCGACAGGUGUUGACCUGGAAAACAUCGUCUACUACAAGGACGACACACACUACUUUGUGAUGACUGCCAAAAAGCAGAGCCUGUUGGAGAAAGGAGUCAUUCUGCAUGACUAUGCCGACACAGAGCUGCUGCUGUCCAGGGCCAACGUGGACCAGGCCGCCCUGCUGUCUUAUGCCUGCGAGGCUGCGGAUUUCUCCACCAACCACCAGCUGCCCACGCUGGACUUCGCCAUCAACCACUACGGCCAGCCCGACGUAGCCAUGUUCGACUUCACUUGCAUGUACGCCUCGGAGAACGCCGCCAUGUUGCGCCAACGCAACGGCCACAAUCUGCUGGUGGCGCUCGUGGGCGACAGCCUGUUGGAGCCCUUCUGGCCCAUGGGCACUGGCAUCGCCCGAGGUUUCCUGGCAGCCAUGGACUCGGGCUGGAUGGUGAGGAGCUGGGCUCAGGGCAAAACCCCUCUUGAGGUUCUAGCUGAGAGGGAGAGUAUAUACCGCCUACUGCCCCAAACCACGCCAGAAAACAUCAGUAAGAACUUCAGUCAUUACAGCGUGGACCCCACCACGCGCUACCCCAACAUCAGCCUUAACUUCCUCAAGCCUAGCCAGGUGAGGCACCUUUGCGACACAGGGGAGUCCAGGGAAAUGCGCAUUGAAAUUGAGAAUGUGAUCAACUCGUCGACACCAAAGUUGGCCAGGAAUGAAUCCAUAGCUCGAUCCAGUAAGCUGCUGAACUGGUGCCAGAGACAAACGGAGGGUUACAGGAAUGUUAGUGUGACCGACCUGACGAUGUCUUGGAAGAGCGGUCUGGCCCUGUGCGCCCUCAUUGACCGAUACCGACCGGACCUCAUUGACUUUGAUUCCCUGGAUGAGCGAGACCAGGAGAAGAACAACCAGUUGGGUUUCGACGUAGCCGAGAGGGAAUUUGGCAUCUCGCCCUGCAUGACGGGCAAGGAGAUGUCUUCUGUGAUAGAGCCAGACAAGCUCUCCAUGGUCAUGUACCUCAGCCAGUUCUAUGAGAUGUUUAAGGACACAGUGCCACCCGGAGAUAACCACAAUUUGAGUCCUGAGGAGAAGGCGGCACUGAUAUCCAGCACCAAGUCCCCCAUCUCCUUCCUCAGCAAACUUGGUCAGAGCAUAGCAAUAUCCAGGAAACGAAAUCCAAAGGACAAAAAGGAGAAGGAUGUGGACGGCUUGGGGAAGAGAAGGAAAACCAGCCAGUCUGAAGAUGAGGAGGUAUCCAGAACCGGCCGCGACGACAGGCCGUCGGCCCCAGCUGUCCUAUCGGAGAGAAAAAUGGACUCCUGCACUGUGGGGAACCACAACAAAGUCAAAGUCAUGGCCACCCAGCUGCUUGCCAAGUUUGAGGAGAACGCUCCACAGACUACGGGACUCAAACGACAGGGGGAAUCUCUGCCCAAUCUGGAUCGCCUUUUUCCCCUUACCUCGCCCCAAACCCCUGUGAAUGAGCCAGUGCGCCUGGCACCUGUCCCAGCAUGGAGAAAGGCCAGAGGUGUUGCCGACCAACUGUCCAGCUCGGGCUCUCGGAGCUGCCCAAAGAAAACCAUUCUGCUCCCUUCUUCUUCCUCCACUUCCUCGCUCUCUCUUCACUCAGAGCAUUUGCCUAAAAGUCCGGAGGAAGAGGAGCUUGAAUACUACGAGAUGCCUCUGAAAUACGGGGAGUGGAAGCUGCCCCACCUGACGAGACCCAUUCACAUACCUGGCAUACAAGAGAGGGCGGACCGCCUAAUCUCCAGGUUUAAGGGCAAAGCUGACAAGCCACCGAAGCUGAAGAAAAAGCCAUCCCGUUUCUUUUUAGAGCGGUGGCACUUGUCCCGGGACCCGACUGCGAGUCCUGGUUCCCCACUAUCCUCUCCUGACUUUUCUAGACAGGAGCCGGCAAGGCCUCUGCUCUCCGAUGAUGAAAUGCCCUUAUAUGUGCUUAGUAUUCAGGAGAGGGCUGAGCUACUUGCCUCUCAGUUUGAGGGCAAGCCAGCCGGACCACAGCCAAAGAAAAAAACCUCCCGUUUUUUUACGGAACAAUGGCACCUGGCCCAAGCCCGUUCUACCCCUGGUUCUACCCCUGGUUCUCCCCCCUCCACCUCUGACACCUUGAGACAGCGCUAUGUCAGGAUGUACACAGGUGGCAUUAGCUCAUUGGCUGAGCAGAUAGCCAAUCAGCUUCAAUCUCAGCGAGAUCCUAAGCCUUUACCUGAAAAGAGGGACUUGGGCUCACUCAGAAAAGAGUUCCCCGCCAACAUUGGGGGCAGCGACGUGUGUUUCUUCUGCCGUAAGCGUGUGUACGUGAUGGAGAGGCUGAGCGCAGAGGGGAAGUUCUUCCAUCGCAGCUGCUUCAAGUGUGAAUACUGUAGCACCACGCUACGACUGUCCUCCUACGCCUUCGAUGUGGAGGACGGGAAAUUUUACUGCAAGCCUCACUUCUGCUACCGCCUGUCUGGCUACGCUCAGAGAAAGAGGCCUGCUCCCUCCCCGACUCAAAUCAUUGCUAAGGAGAACCAGGCGCCCCAAACUCCCACGACGACCGAGGAUGCCCCCGGGAGGUCGAUGGCGGCAGCAGCAGCGCCCUUGGCCGAGCUCCAGCCCUCAGCACCGGUGGCCAACGGACUGCAGGAGCCCAGCCUCGCUAAACGUCUGCGGGGAACUCCGGAGCGCAUCGAGUUGGAGAACUACCGUCUGUCCAUGCAGAGGGAGGAGGAGCUGGAGGAGGUGCCUGAGGAGACGCUGGCAGAACACAACCUCAGCAGUGUGCUGGACAAGGCCACAGACGCCGACCUGGGCUCCAGUAGCUCAGAGUCAGACAUGGAGGAGGAGGACGAGCAGGAGGAUCAGGAUCCGGAGGAGGUGGAACAGCAGCCUCUCAGCCCUUCAGACCUCGGCGGCGUUCCCUGGAGGGAGGCGGUAGAGCUCCACUCCAAACUGAGAGGCGACGAGGACGAGGACGAGGACGAGGCUCUGGCCGAUGCAGUCAGCAGAGACCGGGAGGUAGACGAAGACGAUGAAGAGUAUGAGGAGGAAGACGAGGACGAAGACGACGACGAGUCGAGCGAUGAGGGGGACUACUGCCCGUGGGAUAGAGAGCUCCAGUCAGGCCUUUGGCUUGAGAAGCACCUCACAGAUGAAGACGAUGUUGGUACAUUUAAAGCCAGGAACCUACAGAUCCAACAAGUCCUGCAGCCUGUGGAUCCCCAGGCCAUUCCAGGUUUGGUGAGAACACGCCCGGACUCUGAGGCAGACAAGGAGGGCCAGCUGGCCUCAGCCUCCCUACUCUCCCAGCCCUCUGAGCUCACGCAGCCCUCCUCCGCAGCCCCCGCCCACACAUCCGCCCGACACGAGGCAGUGAGAGUCUGGUUGGAGUCCAUGUCUGGAGAGCCCUGUGAGGAUGGAGAUUUGGAAGCAGAAGCAGACAGUCCAGAUAUUGAGCCCGGUACAGAGAUGGAUCAGGAUGACAUCCCUUCGGAUGCAGAAGCUGAGGCUCGUUUGCAGCAGUCGGAGCGGGCUGCAGUGCUUCCUGAGGAAGACAGGAAAUUAGAAAGUGUGAAAACGGCCUCCAGUAUUGAGCCGUCCGGCGUCGGCCCCAUUCAGAAAGAAGAUGUUGUUCUUUCCCAACUCAAACCAUCUCCAGAGCCCCAACCACAGAUAACGCCGGUGAAGUCUCCCGGCACGCGCUUCUUCCCGGAACCGUUCACACCCGAGGAAAGGAAGACUGAGGGCUCAACUCCUUCUCCUUCUCCAGCCGCCAGGAGCCCACUGUGUCCUUCGCCUGCUCCAGUCCACGAUCCGUCCUCUGGCCCUUCUCCUACUCUUGCUGCUGCCGCCUCCCCUGUCAACGUCCCUGCCUCAUCUCCAAUAAGUUCAGUCAUCAAAUCACCCAUCAACUCUCCAGUCAUCGAGUCACCCGUCAGAUCCUCAGUCAAGUCCCCUGCUGGCUCCCCAAUCCGCUCUCAGCCCACCCCGCUACCAGAGGCUUGCACACCUAAAUCUCCUGUCUACCCUCCCCGCUCUAUUUGCCCUCUCACGGGCAACCCCCUCUCCCCAAUCUGUGCUCAGCCUUUGCCGUGCCAGGAACCCUCGUCGCCCCUCACCUCGGACUCUCCCGUCAGAAAUCAGCCUGUCCCCGGCGUCACUUCGACGCCCAUGACUAACACGGACAUGGGCACGCCUGAACCCUCCACGUGCAUAGAUUCCUCGACGGAGGAAACUCCAUCGAAAAAGACGGAUAUCAUUGAGGAGUUUUGGUUGAAGAGUGCUGAGAUCAGGAAGAGCCUCGGCCUGACUCCCUUGGACCGCAGCAGUAAAAUCUUGGAGAAGAGUGUUGUUACUGCUCCAUCGCAGGACUCCACCCCCGUCAAGCCUCAGUCUCCAGACGUACCAGAGGAACAGAAGCCUGCCUUUACAGGCCGAGCUGUCAUUCGCAGACUCAACAUCACUCUUGAAGGUCAGGUCAUCACCCCCCUUGCUCCCGUGGAGCCCAAGAGUAAUGGCUCUGAUCGGAGGGACCUCAGCAGCAGCUCUGGUUUGGGGCUGAAUGGGAGCACGGCCACGAGCCAGACAGUGAACAGCGAUGGCUACAACACGUCGGACUCCAUCAUGCUCACCCCGCCCUCCAGCCCGCCACCACCCGUGCCUGCGAAUCAGUCUCCAGCCGUGCUCAGGCAGCCGAGGCAUCAGGUGUCCUGGAGCAACGGAACAGAUCAGCCUCCAUCCGAGCGUGCCAAAGAGCCGGCAAAAACCAAGAGUCCCGUUCCCGCACCGAGGACCCAACUGAGCCCCGUGUCUGCACCCAAACCUGCGCCCAGGAAGCUCUCCUCGCCUCAGGCGGAUCCAGAGCCAGAACCAGCUCCAGUGGUCGUCAUGAGGGAGAAGAAGAAGCCCCGGCCGCAGGAGGUGAGGAAGUCGUUCGUGGAGACGGUGGAGGAGAUUCCGUUCGCCGACGACGUGGAGGAGUCCUACGACGAGCGGACGCCAGAAACCAGCAUGAACAGGUACUAUACUCCACCCACCAGCAAGCCCAGCAGGGAAAGGCCUCCCCUGCAUCUGGCUCUAGCGAUGGAAAACGGUAAACCCAAUAUCCCUGUCCACCAAGCCCUUAAGAACCAGAGGGCAACUCAAUUCUCCCCAGAGGCCAAGGAGAUCGCAGAAGAGAGAAUGAAGGCCAGAGAAAAGUCCGUUAAGAGCCAGCUGUUGAAAGACGCCAUGGCCAAGCAGCUACAUAAAAUGAAAGAGUCUGACAUCGACAAGGGUGCCUUACCUAAGGUGGCCUGGAGCGUCACCCAAGAUGUUGCUGCGAAAAGUAAAAAGUCAGCCGUAUCCCCAAAUACAUCAGCCGUGAAAGCGCUGGAGUCGAAGAAGGCCGAGACUUUACCCGAGCGCUUCUUCAGCAGCAACAAGAGUCUGGACAGCUCCGUGGCUUCGUCAGACGGCUCCUCCGCGAGUAAGAGCAAGAAACGAAGUUCCCUCUUCUCGCCGCGCAAGAAUAAGAAGGAGAAAAAGGCAAAGAACGACAGCAGCAGGCUCUCCGGCACGGACGAGACGCCGCCCAAACACAAGUCCCUGUGGAAGGCCGUCUUCUCGGGAUACAAGAAGGACAAAAAGAAGAAGGAAGAUAAAUCUUGUCCGAGCACGCCGUCCUCGAGCUCCACCACUCAGGGCUCUGGGAAGAAGAAAAGUUCGCCCCUCGGGAAAUCAUCGGACUUGAAAUCACGCAGAAACUUGAGCUUCUCUGAGGACUCGGACCUGUCCUGUGAUGACGUUCUGGAGAGGUCCUCCCAGAAGUCAAAGGCUGAUUCUGUUUAUGUCCCUCACGCACUGGCGUUCAAGAGAUCGUACGCCACAAAGAAAACCUACACGGAGGAAGAGCUGAAUGCCAAGCUGACGCGAAAGGUCCAGAAAGCUGCACGACGGCAAGCCAAGCAGGAGGAACUCAAGAGGCUGCACCGAGCCCAGAUCAUCCAGAGACAGCUGGAGCAGGUGGAGGAGAAGCAGAGGCAGCUGGAGGAGAGGGGCGUCGCUGUGGAGAAGGCUUUGAGAGGAGAAGCAGACUAUUGGGGAGAUUCUAAUUACAGUGAAAUCUUGGACUUGCAUCUGGGCGGCAUGGGCAAGAAGGACGAUCCCAAGCUAAUGCAAGAGUGGUUCAAGCUGGUGCAGGAGAAAAAUGCCCUGGUCCGCUAUGAGUCAGAACUCAUGAUAUUCGCCAGAGAGUUGGAGCUGGAGGACCGACAGAGCCGACUGCAGCAGGAACUCAGGGAGCGGAUGGCCGUGGAAGACAACCUGAAGACGGAGAAGGAGCUCGGUCAAGAGAAGCAGAUCCUGAAUGAGAUGUUGGAGGUGGUGGAGCAGCGCGAUGCCCUUGUGGCCCUCCUGGAUGAGCAGAGGCUUCGGGAGAAGGAGGAGGACAAGGACCUGGAGGGCGUGAUGCUCUCCAAAGGCUUCAACCUCAACUGGGUUUAAGAGGAGUGAAAUCAUCUGCUCAAGUCCUGGAGGGAAUUGACUCAGAUGGUGAUGAGACUAGUCUGCUGAACACCUGCAGCAGUGAAUGCGUCAAACACACACACACACACACACACACUACGACUGUCUCUGGCAUUGACGCAGUCCGCAACGUUUACACAAAGCAGUCCCAGUUCAUCACUUUGCAGUUUUUGCUUUUCCCUCCCUGGAGAGAGCAGUUUGGUCCUGCUGAUGUAAAGGAAUUGUGUUUUUUUUUUUUUGUGUAUAGUUGUCUAGAACAUGUCACAUUUUGCGGCGGAUGAGGGUCCUCUCUCUUUUCCAAAAAGGUCGGCUACAGAGGUGUGUUUUACACGCUGGAGUGAUGUCUGCACUCUCAAUCUCUGGAGGACGGACGUCCUCCGCUGAAGCUGCCUUUCUAUCCACUGACAAGCUGAGUCCUGCAUCCUUAUAUAGACACCAUAAAAAGGUUCUUCUUUCCCCUCUCACAGAUUGUCAACACUAAAAAUCCAUUAAAUAUGGCCAUGGUUUUCUAUGUAUUUAUUACUUUUUGUUUGCUUUUAACAGAUCAACAUUUUUGUUUUGUUUUGCAUUCACAGGAGAGUGCCCAGAAUCACAUUAUCCUGCACUUGUGCAUGAUUUAGAUGCACCCAUAAGCCAUUGCAUGUCAGGAAUGAAGGCUGCAGGCACAUCGAAUACCUGUACCCUUGUCUUUUAUAGCUAGGACAUAGACUACAGAUGUAUACUGUAUAAUAUAUAUAUAUAUAUAUAUAUAUAUAUAUAUAUAUAUAUAUAUAUAUAUAUAUAUAUAUAUAUAUUACACAUACACAUAUAUAUACACAUAUAUACAUGAGCACUGAAGCAUUUCACAUGACUCGAUAAUGAUGGGCCUCUCCUUGACAUGCUGUUCACUGUAUAUCACGCUGACGGUUAACGUUUACCAACACUGGUCAACGGUCGAGAUUGGAUGUUUAUGAUUCCGACUGGUAAACGGUAGAUUUAUCUUUUGAAGGAACUGUCCUCAAGUUCAGAUAUGUUUUCUACCGUGUGUGUCAACAUCGGGAUAUCAUUAAUAGAGCCAAUUUCCCUGUUGAUGGGAGAUCAGCAUAGCUCACAUUACUCAUUUUGUGCCACAGGAAUGUCUGUUGGUAGAUAUGCUGCAAUAUCUGAGGAGUACACCACAAGGACUUACACACUACACGCCACUCAUCAUUAACAUGGCAGUGUUAAUACUUUACCCUUGAACAAGAUGCCUUUUUGAUUUUCAUUUUCUUUAGUAAAGUUAUAUUUUAUUUUUUAGAGUUGACUUGUUUUUUUGAGGUAGUCACGUGUGUGUGUGUGUGUGUGUGUAUCCCACUGGAACUCAAGUUUUUUUUACUUGUCUUUUAUUUUUCAAAUACUUUUAUACAGCAGGUCCCUAAACAAACAAAUGGAUGAUUUUAAAUGGGGCCGCUGAAGGAAUGCAACGUGCUUUAUGAGCAACUGGCAUCAAACCGGAACAUUAUGGUUUAUCUGGUGGUUAGUCAAAUCUAAUAGCCUUUUUGACAACAGUACAAAUCCUGGUGGUCACUGUUUUACAGCACAGAAACAAUAGAGGCUAUAUUUAUGACUUGGUAUGACAUGUGAAUACAAAAAAGUUAUAUCAUUUUAAGGGUUGUUGCUUUAGAUGAUGUGUGACAGGUUUGACAUGAUUGUAUUGAUAUUUAUUAACGUGUGCAAACUGUAUUAUAUGUAAAGAAAAUGAAUCCUAAUUUUUAAACUGUUCUGUUGACUCAUGACUUGUAAUGUAAGUGCUUCAUGUAGCUAAAUGCAUAGGGGUGUUGGAUGUAUGCUAAAAACGGCAAUAAAAUAAUGCAGUUCUUUUAAA
This is a messenger RNA of Cyclopterus lumpus (lumpfish), 9456 nucleotides long. RefSeq names its product microtubule associated monooxygenase, calponin and LIM domain containing 3a (gene mical3a). Lineage: Eukaryota; Metazoa; Chordata; Actinopteri; Perciformes; Cyclopteridae. Bases 270 to 7592 code for a protein of 2440 amino acids. Gene Ontology annotation, molecular function: FAD binding; protein binding. The transcript has 44 exons. The record is from RefSeq and is a predicted model, not a curated record.